Messenger RNA from Aegilops tauschii subsp. strangulata, 843 nucleotides. Lineage: Eukaryota; Viridiplantae; Streptophyta; Magnoliopsida; Poales; Poaceae. The record is from RefSeq and is a predicted model, not a curated record.
UUUUAGAUGAUCAUGUACCCUAAACUCUUGUCUGCUGUCACGUGUGCAUGAUCAAAGGAACUGGGUUCGGCCUUGCUGGACAGAAUGGGCAGGAGAUGACCAACGGAGACACUCCAACAAUUGGCUACCGAGGGGUUGGAUACAACCCAAAUUUUGCCCAUGCCGACGAAUACCCUCCUAGUCAAGAGCAUGUUCAAAUCCAAAAAGAACCUAUCGAUUUGAAUGUUAUGUCGAACAAGGAGACAAGAACGCACUACCGUACAGAUGAUAAGCGACACAUAUAUUCUGAGAUCCUUGCCCGUAAUGGUGGGGGUAAUAGGUUGAAGCAUGGAGUUUCUAAAGCUGUUGCACUAGCUUGUGAAUGUCCAAGGAGAAUAGUGCAAAGGGUAUGGCAGCAGGCUAAAAAUGGUGGAGGCAUUACAGGGGUAAAAAACAAUCGGAAGCUCAAAUCAGGAAGGAAAAAGAUAAAUUUAAACAUAGAUGCAUUGGAGGCCAUCCCACCUGGAGAGAGAACAACAUUAGAACAAGUUGCUGGACAUCUAAACUUGUCAACUACCACUGUUUGGAGGAGGUGAGAGUUCUACUACUGAAUUGUUGUCAAAUUUCUACAUGUCAACAUUCCUUUAUUUUAUGGAUUUCUGAAUGAUAGGUUGAAGAUGAAGGAAAUUCGACGAAUAACAAGUGAAUUGAAGCCCGCCUUGACUGAUGCAAACCAAAGGGCUCGUCUGGAGUAUGCUCUUAUGCAUCUUGAACCAUGUAGCAUAACAUCCCUAGGUGGUAUUAAUCCCACAUUUAGGGCUGAUAUGGAUGUGGUUCAUAUAGAUGAGAAAUGGUUUUAUCGCA